Molecule: messenger RNA, 11330 nt
Organism: Diabrotica virgifera virgifera (western corn rootworm)
Lineage: Eukaryota; Metazoa; Arthropoda; Insecta; Coleoptera; Chrysomelidae
Product: cation-independent mannose-6-phosphate receptor-like
Exons: 19
Coding region: 382-3108 (908 amino acids)
Biological process (GO): lysosomal transport
Molecular function (GO): signaling receptor activity; D-mannose binding
Source: RefSeq, a predicted model, not a curated record
CGAACUUUUUGCAAGCGAGAAAGCAACUGGGGAAUUACAGAACACGCGCCCAAAAACCCUUUACGUUAAUUUUCUCGCUUUACUUUCACUUUGAUAGAUUAAUUUGUAAAGGGUAGAGAAUCAUUAAUUACUGUACCCUGUGUAAUAGUACAUAACCUUAAAAGGUUAAUUAUUGUUUCAUUUUUCUUGGAAGUGAUGAUUGAUAUUUAUUUUCGUUUUAUCUGUACUUCCUAAUAUAAUAUAUCUAUAUGCUAUAAGAGAUUCGACAGUGAUGUCCUAAUCAUCUAUGUGCCUUGCCUAUCAUUGCAUUAGAUAAAGCUGUACAUUAGGAAAUGUACAGAUGAAGAAGUGAGAACUCAACUGCGCGCAAAAACAAAAAAGAUGAAGAUGAAGUUGUUAAUAUUCCUGGGUUGUUUUGUUGCGUUUACAAAAAGUGCUUUAUAUAUUAAUAGUUAUGACAAUGUAUGUGAUAUUUCCACGAGAAACCUAUUAGACAAAGUCUAUAAUGUUACUAAAGAUGGUAUUGGAGCUGCAUUUAAUUUACAUGGUUUUGUACAUGACCAACAUGUUGCAUAUAUCUACUACACAAAGAAUACGUCCAAAAUAUAUUUUGAUGAGAAAUUUGUUGAAGGAAAUCCAGGAGGAAAUAAUAAAAUAAUUCUUUCGAAUAAGUCAACCAAUGCGACAUUUAAACAUUGUGAAUUGUUGGUGGAACUGGAUUGUGCAUAUCCUGAGGCACCGGAACUUAGAAAAACUGGUGAUUGCAAGUACAAAAUUAUGUUGAACGUGCCUGCAAAGCAUACCACUUGUGGCGUAAUGAUUCACAAUAAGUUUCUAGAUUUAACACCAUUGAAAAAGAAAUACACUGUAUAUUCCGUAGCCAACAAUGUCAAUACAACAUUUAGUAUUAGUUUGUGCAGUGAAAAUGAAGAUUGUAAAGAUCAUGCUACUAGUACUUGCAAUGUUACUAAUAAGUCGAAACCUAUUUUAAUUUCGAAAAGAGAUAGUGAAGUGAUUAAGUAUAAUGAUUUAACAAGGGAAAUCGAAUUAAUUGGAAAAUAUAAGAGUAGAAAGGCUGAAAAGAAACUACAAAUAGUUUUUAAAUGCAAUUGGUUUAAGAAUGAUUCAGAGCCUCAUUAUAAAGUUGCUCCGAUACUAGGUAAAAAUUAUAAGUUUGAAAUGGAAUCGUGGCACGCAUGUGUGAAAUUACCGCCAACUUGUGAGUUCUUAGAUAAGUUUUAUAAAUACAAUUUAACUGGACUAUAUAACUCCGAAAAAGACUAUGAAAUUGUGACGAAUACUUCAAAAAUUUAUUUAAAUGUUUGUGGACCACUGGUACUCUCUCAGAGUAAUAGUUGCUCUCGAACUUAUUCACAAGUAUGCCAGUCUAGCAAUGGAGACUGGAAAAGUAAAGGUAGACUUUAUACAGAACCAGUGGUGGGAAAGGAUGAUAAGCAUGAUGAUGUUAUUAUUAUGAAAUUUAUUAGUGGAGAUGAGUGCAAGAUAAAUAAAGCUGUUAGUACAUUUAUGACAACAAUAUAUUUUACGUGCUCGGAAAAGGAAGAAAACCCAACUUUUGUUCAGGAUAACGGCUGUGAAUUACAAUUGAGUUGGAAGACACCGAAGGCAUGUCCUGUAAAUAAUACAGAAAACUGUUUAGCUAAUGUUCAUGUGAAGAGCCAAAAUUUUGCAUGUACACAUACCAAUAAAUAUGAUCAAUACAAUCUCAGAAAUCUGUUUAAACAAGGCGGUUAUAUAGUUAAAAAUAUUACGGAGGACGAAGAUUAUCUUUUAAAUGUAUGUGGUCCAGUUUUAAGCAGUGACGCACCCUGUAAACAGAACUCGAUGGUUGCAAUUCACAAUUUACGUGAAUAUAACCUUAAGAAAAAGUUACAUUUUUAUGGAAAUGUGAGAGAUAUAUACGUCAAAAAUGCAACACUGGUAAUUGAGACAGGUGGUGGAGAUUUAUGUGAAGAUCUGCAAACUGACCGUAGCAGUAUUAUAUUUUUUGAAUGUGAUAAAGAAAUAGAAAGUGAGAUUAGAUUAAAAUCCAAAACAAACUGUAGUUUGGAGUUUAUAUGGAGAAGUAAAUAUGCAUGUCCCAAUUCUACGUACAAUUGUGCUUUUAAAGACCCCACUAAUUCAAGUUUCAUCUACGACUUUACAAAAAUGGAAAAAACUUCUUUAACUGUUGAUGUAUCUGGUACAAAAUAUUUUUUUGAUAUUUGUGGUGAUGAUAAAUCGGCCUGUAAGGAAAAUAGUUGUAUAUAUGUACCAGUAAAAAAGUCAUUAGUGACAUAUCAAAAUAAGACGCAUCUAGAGUUUCUGCUUAACCAACCGUGUGCUUCUGAUAAUAGCUUUAACAGAACGCUUUUCGAGUUAGAAUGUGAUAAUAUACAGAAUAAUGAUCAUUUCAUAGUAAAGAAAAUAGUAUCCUGCACUUUAAUUGUUUCACUUAGGACAAACAAAGCAUGUAGUAAUCAGAAUCAAGUAGUACCUGUGGAAUUAGACACUGGAACUCAAGAGAAGCAUGAUAAGACAUUCCCUAUUGAACAUAUUCCUGAUGAGAUAGACAAAUAUGACACAGUUGAAGAAUCUUCUAAUCCAGUAGUUCAAUAUACUAAUUAUUGUGUCAUAACAAAUCCGUAUACUGAUUAUACUUUCAACAUAAGCAGGCUUAAUCUAAACAUAUCAUCUUCGGUGUGUCCUGAUAAAUCUUUUAAUGAAGAGUCUCAGGUAGUAUCUUUGACCUACGAAACUUCAAAUAUUUGUUAUAAUAAAGAUAAAAGGGAUUAUUUUCAAACCAUAGUUGAAUUAAGAUGCAACGAUAAGGUUCGGAAGAAUUCCACUGAGACUGGAAAGUGUUUCAAAAAAUUUAUAUAUCAUGUACCAGAAGCGUGCAAAUUGUUGGAGAAGGGAAAAGUUUUUGAGAGUAAAGUCGCAAGUAAUGUUAGUGUGGGUGCCAUAUUAGGUUACAUUUUUCUUGGAAUAGUUGCACUAGCCAUACCAGUAUUAUUAGGAGCCUUUUGGAUAUAUAAGAAACGUUCCAGGAAUAGAUGCUAUGAGUCAUUAUUUCAAAUGGGUUAUCAUAGGGAUGUGGAAGAGUGAUAUGAAUGUUCCUGUUAAAUUUGUUGCAGCUAGAUAGCUAGAUAGUAUGCAAGAUAGUAGUUAGGGUAUUUUUCCAUAAAACUUGUUAUGAAGAAACUUCGACCAAAGUUAUCCCAGUGUUUUUUUUUUAUUUAUUUCAAUUCUGUGUUAAUUUAUUCGUAAUAUGUGUACAGUUUUUCCUACGAAUUUCAUUGAAAGACAGUUUUCCUUAGAUUUUAUACUAUCACUAAGUGUAACCCUGCCUAAAAUGUGAGACUGUUUAGCAUUUUGCAAGAAAUAGAUGACAAAAAAUGAAAAUAAACAUCAAAAUAUUCAUUCACUUAUUAAAAAUAUGUCAACUAUGGAAUUACCAAUAUUGUGUAGUAGGCUUGAUUUUUUUAUUUUAGCCUUCCCUAACUGUUCAUGCAAGCCACGUAUAGCACCUUUGCGCAGAUUGCACCUUGCUAAAAUUUUGGGUUCAUCUGUUCUACUUAGGUUCUUCUUCUGAUAAUGAAAACAACAAUUUAUGCUUUCAAAUAUGAUAAGUUUGUACUUUUAUGACUUCAUAAUACAAACAAUUUUGUCUGCACUAAAGUCAUUAGACUUUGAAAUGAAAGUAGUACCUUUUUCAAGAUAUCCAAUCAACAAAAUUUAUUAACAUUGUCAGUAGCUUCUUAUAGCUGAUUAUAAAAAGUGUGGAAGACUGGCCGAAUAUAAGGUAAUAAGCCUUUUAUAUUUUUUAUUUUAUUUUUUGAAGUUUUCAGAGGAUCUUUGUAUUUUUUGUGAAUUUUUUGACAAAACUGAUGGUACAGGUGUGCCUUUUUUUAUGACAUUAACUUCUUGAUAAUCUCCAUGACAUUAUUUUUGACAAAAGUGACCCUACUUUUUGUGGUUGAAACCGAAAGCUGUAUGUUAGUGCAAAAUCUUAUCUCUGAUUAUCAGGAAACUGCAAUAGUAAUUUUGUGUCAUCUGCGUAACAACAAAAGGAUUUUGUUUAUUUGCUUUGAUAUACUAUAUGUAGAUAUAAAAUUCUUCAUAUAUUUGUUUACAUUGCUGAACUGUCGCUUUUCACGGCAUCUCGAAAGAAAACGCCCAUUUUGAAUUUUUCCUACAUUCUUAACUAAUUGACGAAUUAAAUCCACUGUACUAUUCGCUGGGAGGAUUAACAUGGAGGAAAUGUCGACAGUGAUUCUGUGUGACCCGUGUUUACAGCAAUCUUGGCAAAGCACAUUACCAUUAUUACACAAAAUACAAUGGUUCACAAAAGUUCCUAAUAUUUGCUUGGCGAUUAUCACUAAAAAAACUAUAUUUCAUAGAAAUUUAAGACCGAAUUAUGGGGGAAUUAUCAAUAGUAAUACCACUAGUGAUUCAAUUUUCGCGAUAAGUCUGUCGAUUUACUUCUAAACGAAACUGAGUUGCUUGAAAACACCACGAGUCCGUAGGACGAGUGGUGUUUUCUUUAAGCAUCUCAGUUGAGUUUAGAAAUAAAAGACAGACUUAUAAGAUAAAUUAAAUCACGAGUGGUAUUUUAUUAGACUACUUCACGAACAAAGUGAUAGGUCAAAAAUUCAGUAGAAUGAGAGGAAGGAAUUUAAUAAUAAUACAUUUGAUCUAGGUAACCCAAAUCUACCCAUUUUUUGAAUAAUUCACAAUUAGUCAUAAUCAUGAAAUAUUUAUUAUAACUAUAAAUAAUUUGUUAUAAUUAUUUUUUACCUAUAACAAUAAAUAGUUGAAGGCCCAGUCUUUUAGAAUGAAUGCUAGUCUUUCGUUGUUAUUUUCUGCAUCUAAUUUGUAGUUGCGAUCCACACAGAACAUCAUAAAUUGUCUCCAUAUAUAAGAUUUAGAUUUUCUUGUGUUACUCGGUAUAUUUUCUUCAAUGUUUUGGUUUAUAACUUCGUUUGAAGUACCACCGAAACGACUCAUUUUGACGUAUACAGCUACAAUAAUUUUUUUGGCAAACGUCACACUUUGCUUUGCGAUCGGUAUCCAUGGUUACGUCGUUGAAAACACGAAGUUGAUAGACCAAUCAGAAUUGGAGACAGUUGGUGUUUUCGCGAUAACACAAGCUGUCUUUGGUUUGUGAUUGGUCAGAUUAUGUGAAAAUUUUAAGAUGAGUGAAAUAGUCUUAAAAACACCAUACUUAAGCAGAAAAAGCAGCAGAGGAAGCAAAAUUUCAACUUUAUAGGGAUUAAAAAGGUUUGAAAUUGGGCAAAUCCUGGCUUUUCAAAGCCAGUACUCUUUGUUUACAAAUAACAAUACGACAGUCGUGACUGCACGUAUUAUUAGAUCAGCACAAAAUUAAUAGCAAAAUUUUAAAUAAUCUCUUGUUUUUGUAAAUCAGAAAUAAAGCAUACACAUCAGAUCGUCCCCCACAACGUCAGAGUGUAUCACGUGACCUACAUAAUCAUAGUUCACGUUCCCAGCGGAUACUAGGGUAUACUAUAACAAAUUGGUAGGUCUUAGAGACAUAUUUUUAUCAUCGAUCAUAUUUAAGCGAAUCAGUAGGAAAAAUUUAGUUAGUAGUAAGUUAAACUGAACCUGCAAAGUAUUUUUUAGACCAGUGUUACCACAAAUUAUACGACCUUUUCAUUUUUUUCUCAUAAGUUAAAAUAAGACUGAUAAAGGAAAAAAACGUCUUUGUUGUCGAGAUUUUUUUAAUUGUUAAGUUUACACUGCUUUUUAAAAUAUCACCUUUAUAAUUUUCUUGAAAAAUAAUAUCACGUUUUUUGUAUGUUUCUUAUACAGGGUGAGGCAAAUAAAGGGCCUAUUAGAAAUAUCUCGAGAACUAAAGGCAACAGAAUCAUGAAAAUUUGAAUUAAGGGGUUUUGAAGAAUCAUCUGUUUAAUGAAAAUAUUUUCAUCUAUUUGCUACUUCCGGUUAUACCUAUAACUUCGUUUUUUUAAAUGGGACACCCUGUAUAUUUUUACAUUUUUGGAUUCUCUUCGAUGUCUUCUUUCUUAAAAUAUGAGGUUUUGUAAUGUUAUACAGGGUAUUUUAAAAGAUAAUUACGUUUUUUUAUUAAUUUCGUAGCAACAUUCACACCCAGUAGAAUUGUAGUAGUUUCACAUCUAAAACGCUAGUUAUAGUACAACGACCGCUACCAUCCAGUAUAUUCUACCACGUGGAAUCAACACGAGGCUACGCCGCGUCGCAGCGUUGAACAUUCUGGACCUAAUUGCGACGUAUUGGACAGCAAGAUCAGCAAUUAGAAAAUUAUAAAACACCAUGUAAAAAUCAAUAUUUUUCAGUCUGAUUAAAAUCUCUAAAUAAAAGUCUAAUUUAAAUGUUAAAGUAAAGUCUGAUUUUAAAUUAUUGAGUUGUAUCUAAAAUCUUUGUUUGUCGAAAUAAAAGUUUUAAUUGUUUUUUUUAAUGUUCAGUUUUUAAAAAAGUGUUUUUCCAAAGAACAUUCAUAAUUCGCUACUUACGUUCAAAUGAUUUUUAAUAUAGUCUACUAUUGUUAAGAAUCAUUAGUAUAGCUAAAUUUUUAAUUUUAGUAUACAGGGUUGGUCGAAAUUCGGAAUGAGUAUUUUGUGAAUUUUCUUAAAUGGAACACCCUGUAUUUUAGUAUUGUAAUGAAAUUAUAUUUUGUGGUACUUUUUUAUUUCUUAAGCAUUCCCUAUACCUAAAUGCUUUAAUUUGUGCUUAAUUGUUAAUCGCACCAACAAUCUUAACUACGUAGGUAUUUUGAUAGCUAAACCAUUAUUGGUAAUUUUAAGGAUCAGUCUGGAUUAAUAUGUAUUUAUUUCUGAAAAAUUGUUUAUGAUUGAAUAUUUUCACGGCCAACCUAAUAAAAUUUUACGUAUUUUUUGUUGCAAUUAAUGUUUAGCUUGAAUCACCAAUAACUCACAAAUUAAAGAAGUUAGGUAUAGGCAAUGCUUAAGAAAUAAAAAAAUAACAUAAAAUAUCAUUUCAUUACAAUACUAAAAUACAGGGUGUUCCAUUUAAGAAAAUUCAGAAAAUACUCAUUCCGAGUUUCGACCAACCCUGUAUACUAAAAUUAAAAAUUUAGCUAUACUAAUGUAUCUUAACAAUAGUAGACUAUAUUAAAAAUCAUUUGAAUGUAAGUAGAGUUUUAGAUGUCAAACUACUACAAUUCUACAGGGUGUGAAUUUUGCUACGAAAUUAAUAAAAAAACGUAAUUAUCUUUUAAAAUACCCUGUAUAACAUUACAAAACCUCAUAUUUUAAGAAAGAAGACAUCGAAGAGAAUCCAAACAUGUAAAAAUAUACAGGGUGUCCCAUUUAAAAAAAUGAAGUUAUGAGCAACUUCCGGUAUAACCGGAAGUUGCAAAGAGAUGAAAAUAUUUUCAUUUAAUAGAUCAUCCUUCAAAACCCCUUUAUUCGAAUUUUCAUGAUUCUGUUGCCUUUAGUUCUCGAGAUAUUUCUAAUAGGCCAGUUAUCUGCCUCACCCUAUAUAUUAUGUAUAUGUAUAUUUCUAUUUAUUUCCACACAGUAUAUUUAACACUGUGUUGCAUGAUUUUUCAAGAAAAUUAAAUAAGAAUUUAAUACAGUUUAAUUUAAUAUUGUAAAUGUAUGUAUAUAUUGUAUUUUUAUAAAAAAUUUCUGUUCUCAUUUUUAAUAUUUCAACUAAAAUAAACAACGCUUAGUUUUUAUUUAGUUUAGAAUUUUCUGUUGUAUUAUGUGAUUUUUGUUAUGCUUUACUUUUAUUUCAGAUUGGGUAUUUAUACAUCGUUCACUCAUCUGAAAACUUUAUAGUAGAUGCAUAGUUAGUAGUUCUUGCUUACACUGCUAGUUUUAUCAUUUCGAAUAGUAUUUUAUAUAAUUGUAAAAGUUUAAUUUCUACCUUCACUUAUCCUUUAUUAAAAUUUUUAUACAGGGUGUGAGUAAAUAAGUAUGACAAACUUUAAGGGGUAAUUCUACAUAAAAAAAUAAUGACAGUUUGCUCGAUAAACAUAUGUCCGCAAAUGCUUCAUUUUCGAGAUACGGGGUGUUGCAAUUUUUAUUUCAGUCUGCCAAUUUAUUUAUUGCUCUAACACCGGUUGACCUAUGAAAAUGAAAUUUGGUAAGUUUUAAGAGGUAGUUAUUGCGUAUUUUUUGACAUACAAUUAAGAAUUUUGUAUUCAUCAUUGGUGCGCCUACGGAUAAUGGUCUGAAUUUUUUUAAAGAAAAAAAUAGUAUGUUACUGUGAUAUUUCAAACUAAAAAUUAUUUUUAAAUUAUAUGUUUCAUUUAUGAUAAAAAUCCUUUCUUCACAAUUUAUCAGGUGCUGCUCCGUUUUUAUGCAAAAAAAAUAAAACAUCUUGGCGCGUAUUUUUACUUCUGAAUACAUUAUCAAAAAAUAUUUAAUUAUAAUAGUACUAAACUAGAACAAUAUCAGAAAAUAUUACUAAUAGGAUUUUAAAUAGGUGCAAAGCUACAACAAAUUUCAAAUUGACGUCUUUUAGAGGUGACAGAAGAAUUUUAUAUUCAUAAUUGGCGCGCCUACGUGAAUGGUCUGAAUUUUGUUAAAGAAAAAUGUAGUACGCCACUGAGAUAUGUCAAAUUAAAAAUCAUUUUUGAAUUCCUCCUGCAAUUUGUGACAAAAAGUAUUUGUAUUUUUUUCAUAUGAGGAGCCAUUUUUAUACAAAAAAUAAAACAUCUUAACGCUUAUAAAGUAUUCGAGGUAGUUUCCAUAUGCAUAGAAACUUAUUUCGAAUACUUUGUAAACGUUAAGAUUGUUUAUUUUUUGCAUAAAAACGGCGCCUCGUAUGAAAAAAUUACAAGAAAGAUUUUUUGUCGUAAAUAGUUACUGAUAAUGCACUCAUAUUAGGAAGUGAAAAGUACGCGCCAAGACGUUUUAUUUUUUUGCAUAAAAAUUGUGCACCAUAUCAAAAAAAGUCAAGAAAGGACUCCUAUCAUAAAUUACACCACAGCAUUUAAAAAUAAUUUUUAGGUUGAAAUACUAAAUAAAUUUAGUUUUUGGUAUAUUCCAUGUCAAAUCACUCGGGCAAAAAAUUUUGGAUCUCCGAUUUGUCUGAAAAUUGGUAUAUAGCUUCUGCGGGACGUAAAAAUAAGAUAUUUAAGGUCAAAAAUUAUUCUUGUUCUUUUUUUCUCAAAAUGUUAUUUUUUAUGCGAUUUUACAGUGAUUUGGUGUUUAUUUAAACAAAUUUGCAUUUUUUGUCGUAAAGUAUCAAUUAAAAACAUAAUAUUUUAAUAGAAAGGACUCAAAAAUGUCAUUAUAUGGCAUUAUAACAAGUUAUUUUGAAUCAAAAUAAGUUUUUGAUCAAAUUUUAUAGUGUAAAAAACGUUAAAAUACCGAUUUUUACAUUUUCCUCCAUUCCCAAAAUACAUCAUCAUCGAUUUGGCUGAAAAUUUGCCCACAGAUAGCCAAAAGAUAGGACUUUAAGUGAUUAGAAGGAUUUGAAUUAUAUUACAAAACCAAAAAAGUUACAUGCAGUAAUAUCAGACUCAAAAGUAUAUAUUGGUCCAGUCGGGAUAGCAUUUGACCUUGAAUGCCGAGCUGCCCAAAAUUUUAUUUUUCUGAUCUUUAGGGGAGUUAAUAGUAGCCUAAAUUUAAAAUCACGAAUGAAUUCCUCCGUUACGUUAGCCGCCAUCUUGAUUUUAAAGGAGAACCUGUUUUGCUCAAUAUCUCCGCCAUUUUUAACUUUUCGACAAAAAUGGUAGGAACUGAAAUUGUUCCAAAUAAAUCGUAUUUACAAUUAUUACAAUUUCUUUUUAACAAUUUUUGUCGCGAGGUCGAUAUUUUCGAGUUAAUUGUACUUACAGUAGACGCCUACAUUUUUGACUAUAAUAUUGCAUGUAACUUUUUUGAUAAUGUAAUGUAAUUUAAAUCAUUGAUGGAUAUAUCACUUGAGAAAGGCACUUUGCCGAAACAGCUGUAGUAAUAACAUAGUUGUAAUAAAUUUUGUGGAAGUAUAGAAAAACAAACGUUUUUCAGUGUUUUAUUGUGAGGUAAUUUAAAUCCUUCUCACCACUUAAGUCCUAUGUUUUGUCUAUCUGUGGGCAAAUUUUUAGCCAAAUCGAUUAUGAUGUAUUUUAGGAAUGGAGAAAAAUGUAAAAAACGGUAUUUUAACGUUUUCUACACCAUAAAAUUUGAUCAAAAGCUUGUUUUGAAUCAAAGUAACUUGUUAUAAUGCCAUAUAAUGGCAUUUUUGAGUCCCUUCUAUUAAAAUAUUAUGUUUUCCAUUGAUACUUUACGAUAGAAAAUGCAAAUUUGUAUAAAUAAACACCAAAUCACUGUAAAAUCGCAUAAAUUAACAUUUAAAAAAAAAUAAGAAGAUUUUUUGACCUUAAAUAUCUUAUUUUUACGUCCCGCAGAAGCUAUAUACCAAUUUUCAGACAAAUCGGAGGUCCAAAAUUUUUUUUGCUCCAAAAUUGAGUGAUUUGAAAUGGAAUGACCCUUUUUUUAAAAAAAUUCAGACCAUUACCCGUAGGCGCGCCAAUAAUGAAUACAAAAUUUAUAGUUGUAUGUCAAAAAUGCGCAAUAACUUCCUCUUAAAACCCACCAAAUUUCAUUUUCAUAUCUCAACCGGUCUUAGAACAAUAAAUAAAUUGGCACUUUGAAAUAAAAAUUUCAACACCUCGUAUCUCGGAAACGAAGCAUUUGCGGACAUAUGUUUAUAAAGCAAACUAUCAUUUUUUCAUGUAGAACUACUACUUAAAGUUUGUCAUACUUAUUUACUAACACCCUGUAUAUAUAUUUUUUAAAUAUAUCCAAAUGGAUUACAAAUCUUCAGAACGUUUUUGAUUAUGUCGGACAAUCAUGAGUGAAACAUCUGAUAGUAGUUGAAACUAGCCACAUUUUUGGUUAUUAAAACCUUUAAAUUAUAUGGUAAUAUUGCAAUUGUAAAAUUAUGAGGACACAAGGUCUAUGUUAAACAUUCACUUUAAGGGAGCUCGAAAAAUGAGACACUUCGUUCGAUGAGUGAUACAAGUGAAUCAGUCCUUUAACAUCGGCCUCGUGUCAUCAUAAUUUUACAAUUUAAUAAAAUUACUAUAUAAUUUAAAGGUUUUAAUAACCAAAAUUGUGACUACUAUCAGGAUGUUUCACUGAUGACGAUCCGACUCGAUCAAACACGUUCUGAAGAUUUGUAAUCCAUCUGGAUGAAUUAAAAAAUUUUUUAUUAAAAAAAUACUAUCAUAUAUUAGAAGUUUUUACUUCAUUGUAAGUUUGUAUAAACACUUUUUUCAGAUGAGUGAAUUACUAUUUUGUAAAAUUGCGAAUAUUAAACAUGUUUUGUUAAUGUUAAAAAUUAUUUGAAUAAAAAUUAAUUUUUCUAAUGAU